AUGACCCGGAAAGAUGAACUAUUGGAGUACGAGUCCGACGACGAAGACAUGAUGUACGCAAUAUUGUCCAAGCUCCCCAAGCCACUGGAUAUCGAAUCACUGAUCAAAAGAACGACUUUACUCUUUGCACAACACCCGCCAGAGACACUGCCAUUCAGUGCAUGGCGUAAAGUGUCAAGCUACAGCGUAUUGAAGACCACACGCGAUCCAGAUGAACUUGCAAAGCAAACGCUUGCGGAUGGUGAACAUCUUCAUGCAAAGCAUGCAGCACAGAUACAGCGUCAGGAGACAAUUCAGAAGAUGACUGCUCACUCUCGUUUGUUAGCUUAUAGAUAUCGCAAACCUGUUGGAGCGUUCACAGUCGCGAUUGUCGUUGGUAUUUUGUCGCUAUGGAUGGGCAGAAGCGGAAAUGGCACUUCUAUUUUGUCACCAGCCGCAUUAGUUGACGCUAGAGACAAGCUGCUGUGGGUCAUCAACAGGGCUUGGACAGGUCUCCGGCUUUGA
Molecule: messenger RNA, 504 nt
Organism: Aureobasidium vineae
Lineage: Eukaryota; Fungi; Ascomycota; Dothideomycetes; Dothideales; Saccotheciaceae
Source: the annotation of a GenBank genome assembly